This is a messenger RNA of Acinonyx jubatus (cheetah), 9683 nucleotides long. It is a transcript of the gene AFF1, whose product is annotated as ALF transcription elongation factor 1. NCBI's taxonomy places the organism in Eukaryota, Metazoa, Chordata, Mammalia, Carnivora, Felidae. The transcript has 20 exons. Gene Ontology annotation, cellular component: super elongation complex; nucleus. The record is from RefSeq and is a predicted model, not a curated record. Gene Ontology annotation, biological process: regulation of gene expression. Bases 3885 to 7373 code for a protein of 1162 amino acids.
GAGAGAGAGAGAGAGAGAGAGAGAGAGAGAGAGAGAAUAUAUCCCAAGCAGCCUUCUUGUUAUCAGUGUCAGGGCUUGAACUCACAAACUGUGAGAUCCUGACCUGAGCUGAAACCAAGAAUUGGACGCUUAACCGACUGACCCAUCCUGGCGCCCUAGUUUCUUUUGUUUUCAGUCAAAAAAUUUUAACCACACAAAUAUUAAAUGGACACUUUUUAAAAAAAUUUAUUUUUGAGAGAGAGUGUGCAUAUGCAGGGGAGGGGCAGAGAGAGAGAGAGGGAGAGAGAGAGAGAAUCAAUCCCAAGCAGGGCUCAAACUCAUGAACCGUGAGAUCAUGAGCCAAAAUCAAGAGUUGGACACUUAACCGACUGAGCCACCCAGGCGCCCCAAAUGGAUACUUUCUUGCGAAAAGAAUGUUAAACUACUCCCUAAACCACCACACUACCAGUUAACUUCCUCCACCCUAAUCUGGUGCUCCUUCUUGAUAGAUUUUUAUAAAGGUAAUCCUUUCGGACCUUUGCCACAUAUUAACAUGCAUGCGGAAAAGUACCUGGCACGUGGCAGGUUCGUUUUGAAAGGUAAAAAUUAGCAUGUCUCUUAUUAGAAGUGACUUUUUCAGUUGUUUGCCCAGGUAGAGGCUGUCUCAAUUUGAAAUUCAAAGGAUUCCUUGUAAAUUAUGUCAACAUAUCUUAAAGGUUGAUUUAAUUUUGCAAAAUGAAGUUACCUACAACUCUUUCAGUAUCCUAAUGAGGCUCAGUCUUCUGUGGCCAGCAGAGAGCUGUCGCUUUGAGAAGAUCCCCUGGGAGUGCCUCCAGGAAAACAACAGUGGCAUAGUGCUAUUUAGCCUUUUCACUAUGCUGAUACUUUAUCUUUUAUGUUAAAUCAGAUUUUGUUUUUAAAAUUAAGGAUUCUUUGUUUUGUUUUUUGUUUUUUCUUAUGAAGGUGAAAUUCCUGGAAGAUUUAGUGGAGUGAUUUUUAUUGUGAGAAAGCCUGUUGCAAAAUUUUUCCCAUGCAAAAAGUGAAAGAGGAAAAAAAUCCUCCGUUUUUUGUUUUUGAUUUUUAAAUGUUUAUUUUUGAGAGUAUGAGUGGGGGAGGGGCAGAGAGAGGGAGGGAGGGGGACACAGAGUCUGAAGCAGGCUUCAGGCUCUGAGCUUUCGCACAGAGCCCGAUGUGGGACUCGAACCCACAAACCAUGAGAUCAUGACCUGAGCCGAAGUUGGACGCUUAACCAGCUGAGCCACCCAGGUGCCCCAAUUCUCCAUUCUUUGAAGCAACAUUUCUUCUGCUUCCAAACUUGGAGCCACUUUGAUUUCUCAUGUUUAAAUUGUGUUUAUGAGUGAUACAGUUUAAUGGCAAGACUAAUUUUGUGCUUUGAAGCAUACAUUGACCUUUUUCUGUAAAGCCAGUGUUUGAAAAACGUCCCCUGGAUGUUAGAUUAUAGGACUAGAGGAACAUGGGGAAAAAAGGGCCAGAAGAUGGACUUAAAAAGUCAAUAGAGGGUAGCUUUGAAAAUAAAAAAGUCACUUGCACAAGAGUGAGAACCCAAGCCUGCUGUUCUUUUGCCUCUGUGACACAUAUAUCACCAGUCUCUAAACCAGGGUUGCCCAACAUCUGUGAACAGACUUGAGAGUUUUACGUUUUGCUUUAUCCUUCCUUGCUACAUUCAAAUCCGAAUGGCAUCACUCUCCCCUAAAACAGUAUAAAAGACUUGUUCCUUUCCAAAUUUAAUGUACGUGGCUGAUUUUAGGAUUUUUCCUUUCCUUCCUGCCAAAUGUCUCUUCCAUGCCUAGGGAGAUAAAUACACAGGAGAAAUUACACUCUGUCCCCCAAGGGAGAAUUAAACUUUUAAACGUGAGUUCUAGAGAGAGUUGGUCCCAUCUAUCAGAGGCAGGUCUGUGUGAAGUGGCCAGUCAAGGGUGAUAAAUGGGUAGUCAGCUGUGCAUAGCCUGCCCCGUGGGCCCAGGGUUGCCAUGGAAGCGCCCAGUGGCAUUCACCGAUCCUGCAUGACUAACCUAGAUUAGCAGCAGGGCCCGUGGGCUCCAGCCUGGAAGAAGGUGCUCGAAGCCAGAUGAUGGCCAGGCCGGCACGCCGCCCCACUGCUCAUGUUCAGCUUGGGCCUUCCUGUUGCCGUCUUUUCCUCCUUCCACAUACGGUCUUUCCUUUUUUGUGUGAGGGAAAGUGAGAAAGAGGGAUUGCUCUCAUUAAUGCUCACAGAGCUGGGAUUUCUUCAUUUUUAUCACAGUGUUCUAACACGUCCAUCCGAAACCCCAAGGAGGAGCAUUUGAAAAGUCGGAAUCAAUGUGCCCUGACAGGCCCCAGCAUGGGGUUGACUAAAUGACUGCAUUCAGGGGCUGAAUGGGCAGCUCCGAAUUCCUCAGGAAUUUCACAACCUCUCUGAAAGUGAGAGCAUCCUAUCCUGGCUUGUUUUAGACUUCCAGGCUUCAUCCCAGCUCCUGCGUGGAUGAGAAUGGUGGGAUUCUGUCACCGAAGACAUGGGUGGUGCAGGCCAGCGCAGUGAUGUCUCGUGCGGUUGUGUUCUGCAGGGCACACUGGGCCCUGGGAUGUGAGGCCUGUGCUUCCCCCUUUGGUCCUUCUAGUUCACUUAAAAAAAAAAAAAAAAAAAAAAAAGUGGCAGGAGGUGGUUUGUUGCCGUUCGCAGAGAUCCUUUUGGUGUAUCAGCGCUGCAACCUUUGCAGAUAGAUGGUGGACGGUAGCGUAUGAUCCAAAAGCAACAACGUGGCUCCUGAAAGGAAUCCCCUGAUUUAGAAUACUUAAAGCAGACUUUCCGUGGAACUCAUGGAUAUCUGCCGGGUGGGCAGAUUUUGCACCCUCUCCCCAGGGGUAUUUCGACACUGUGGACUUGUUUUUGAAUGCAUUCAGCUACUUGAAGUCGUCACAUGACUUGGUCUUUCUCUCCCCAGGUAGGGACUCCUGGGCCCACCAGACAACUAGCAUUGAGGCCUAGGUCAGUGGCCAGAAGUUACUGGGAGUGGUGCCUGAUAUUGGGCAUGUAAUGGCUGCUUUGGUACAAGUUUAUUUGCAGCCUGUUCUUUAAAGAUAUUAAUGCAAAGAGCCUCUAGCACAUUGGAGAUGACUUGUGAAUCCAGAGGUUAUUAUGGGGCCAGUGACCUCAAGUCUAAAUUCAAGAAAGCUCUAACAACAACAAAAAAGGUUCCAAAAUGAGAAUUUGUAGUGCAGUGUUUAUAAUUUGAGGAGCCACUUCAUGCUGCCAGCCAUCCCUCUCUCAAAGGGCUCUCUGUUAGGUCCUUCGGCAAAGACAGACCUGUGUGGACACAUUUAAGCAAACGCAUCUUGUGGCUCCGAGAUUGCUCUGCCAGCAGGGAUAAAACCUGAAUUAAUCGACGUGUCCCUCUUUGAGACCAAGGAAUUGUGAACACACAGCCCACCUUCUUUGUUGUUGCCCUAUUUAACACAGCCUGAAAGCUUUGCCAGCAGAACUGUGGUUAAGAGCACACGCUUUGGUGCCAAGCAGAUCUGCAUUCGAAUUUUAAGGUCUAUUAUUUAAUAGCAGGUUAAUCUCUGAGCUUUCUUUUCAUUCACCUGGAAAAUGGGGUUAAUAAUCUCCCUCUCACAGAGUUGUUGUGAAAAUUAAAUAGGAGACUGAUGUGCUGUGCCUGAAUCAGUGCCGACUGAACAACAGAUGCUAAGUGGUGGACGUGCUAGGCUCUGCUGCUGUUGCUGUCUUCAUUGCUCUUGUUUUUCGCUUGUACAAUGAAGACAGAAAUCUGCUUCGAAUUAGAGAGAAGGAAAGACGCAACCAGGAAGCUCACCAAGAGAAAGAGGCAUUUCCUGAAAAGAUCCCCCUUUUUGGAGAGCCCUACAAGACAGAAAAAGGUGAUGAGCUAUCCAGUCGAAUACAGAACAUGUUGGGAAACUAUGAAGAAAUGAAGGAGUUCCUCAGUACCAAGUCCCACCCUCAUCGCUUGGAUGCUUCUGAAAAUAGGUUGGGAAAGCCAAGAUAUCCUUCAUUUCCUGAGAAGGGGAGCAGCAUUCCACCCCACCCCUUCCACACCAGUGCCCACCACCAGCCUAUUAACACUCCUGCCUCCGGACCACUUCCUGUUGGUAACAUCAGCCACAAUCCAAAGAUGGCACAGCCAAGAAUGGAACCAAUGUCAAAUCCUCAUGUCAGAGGCUAUGGCCCACCAGACAGCCAGCACCUGACCCAAGAUCGCCUCGGUCAGGAGGGGUGCGGCUCUGCUCAUCACAAAAAAGGUGACCGCAGAGCUGAUGGAGACCGCUGUGCUUUGGUGACAGACUCUGCUCCAGAGAGGGAGCUCUCUCCCUUGCUCUCUUUGCCUUCCCCAGUGGCCCCCUUGUCACCUGUACAUUCCAACCAGCAGACUCUUCCCAGGACACAAGGAAGCAACAAGGUUCACAGCAGUAGCAGUAACAAUAAAGGCUAUUGCCCGGCCAAAUCUCCCAAAGACCUAGUGGUCAAGGUCCAUGAUAAAGAGACCCCUCAAGACAGUUUAGUGGCAGUUGCCAGCCUUGGGAUAGCCCCUCCCCAGCCACCUUCUCAGACUUUCCCCCCACCUUCCCUCCCCUCAAAAACUGUGGCAAUGCAGCAGAAGCCCACGGCUUAUGUCCGGCCCAUGGAUGGUCAAGAUCAGGCUCCAAGUGAGUCUCCUGAACUGAAACCACUGCCGGAGGACUACCGGCAGCAGACCUUUGAAAAAACAGACUUAAAAGUGCCUGCGAAAGCCAAGCUCACCAAGCUGAAGAUGCCUUCUCAGUCGGUUGAGCAGACCUACUCCAAUGAAGUUCAUUGUGUUGAAGAGAUUCUAAAGGAAAUGACCCAUUCAUGGCCGCCUCCUUUGACAGCAAUACAUACGCCCAGUACAGCUGAGCCCUCCAAAUUUCCUUUUCCGACAAAGGAUUCUCAGCACAUCAGUUCUGCAACUCAAAACCAAAAACAAUAUGAUACAUCUUCAAAAAACCACACUAAUUCUCAGCAGGGAACAUCCAUGCUCGAAGAUGACCUUCAGCUCAGUGACAGUGAGGACAGUGACAACGAACAAAGCCCAGAGAAGCCUCCUUCUGCAUCUGCACCUCCAAGUGCUCCACAGCCGCUUCCAGAAGCCGCGGCCUCAGCACAUUCCAGUAGUGCCGAGUCAGAGAGCACCAGUGACUCAGACAGCUCCUCGGACUCGGAGAGCGAGAGCAGCUCAAGUGACAGCGAAGAGAAUGAGCCCCUAGAAACUCCGGCUCCUGAGCCCGAGCCUCCUACAACAAACAAAUGGCAGCUGGACAACUGGCUGACCAAAGUGAGCCAGCCAGUAGCAGCGCCGGACGCCCUGGGGAGCACGGAGCCUCCGCCUCGGCACCCAGAGAGUAAGGGCAAGGGCGGGGGCGACGGCGGUGGUGGUGCCGCCAGCCACGAGCGCUCGGAAUCCAAAGAUCCUGCCCUCAAGAGCUCCGGCAAGGGCCCUCGGGGCCCCUCGGAAGGCCUGCACGCCGGCAAGAGGAGCUGUCAGAAGUCCCCCGCCCAACAGGAGGCUCCCCAGAGGCAGACCGUCGGAAACAAACAGCCCAAAAAGCCCGUCAAGGCCCCUGCGCAGGCAGACUCGCGGGCCAGCCUGCAGGUGGAAAGUGAGCCGGGACCCCCUCCCUACGGCUCCAAAGACCAGCCUUCCAAAGACAAGCCCAAGGUGAAGACGAAAGGGAGGCCCCGCGCAGGAGACGGCCGAGAGCCCAAGCCCGUGGCGCCUGGCCCCAGCCCCAGCCCCAGCCCCAGUGAGAGGAAGAAGCACAGGAGUGGGCCGCUGGCCCCCUCGAAGGCGCUCUCGGGCCCGGAGCCCACGAAGGACAAUGUGGGGGCCAGGAGCCCCGAGCACUUUGCCCUGGUCCCCUUGACCCAGAGCCAGGGCCCGCCCCAGGGCGGUGGUGGAAGGACUAGCGGCUGCCGGCGUGCCGUGGUUGUCCAGGAAGACCGCCGGAAGGACAGGCUCCCAGGGCCCACGAGAGACCCCAAGCUGCUCUCCCCGCUCAGGGACACCGCUCCCCCGCCGAUCUUGAUGGUGAAGAUAACCCUCGACCUUCUUUCUCGGAUACCCCAGCUUCCUGGGAAGGGGGGCCGCCAGAAGAGACCGGAGGACAAGCAGCCCGCCACAGGGAAGAAGCCUGAUCCCGAGAAGAGAGGCGCAGACAGUUCAAGCAAGUUGGCCAAAAAGAGAAAGGGUGACACAGAGAAAGACCAUGAUAGCAAGAAAGCCAGACUGGAGAAAGAAACCAAGGCACAGCCAUCAUGUUCAUCUUCCCAUAAAGAUUCUUCUAAAACAAAAACACCCAGGCCCUCCUCUGAGCCCUCAAAGAAGGAAAUGCUUUCCCCCCAACUUGUGUCCUCCUCGUCCUCGUCCUCAUCCUCCCAGAAGCCAGCCAAGCCUGCACAAAAGAGGCCAAAGCGGGAAGCGGACCAGGACCCUCCCCAAAGUGCCAGUAGUAGCAAGGGCAGCCACAAAGACUCCUCUGCUCCAAAGCACAGAAGAGUGGAGGGGAAGGGAUCUGGAAGCUGUACAGAGCACAAAGGAUCUUCUGGAGAUACUGCAAAUCCUUUUCUAGUGCCUUCUUUGCCAAAUGGUAAUUCUAAACCAGGGAAGCCUCCAGUGAAGCUUGACAGACAACAAGCAGAUUUUCACAUGAAGGAGGCCAAAAAGUUGAAGCAAAGAGCAGAGUUAAUGACAGACAAGGUUGGGAAGGCUUUUAAGUACUUGGAGGCCGCCUUGUCCUUUAUCGAGUGUGGGAUCGCCAUGGAGUCCGAGAGCCCGGCGUCCCAGUCGGCUUACUCGGUGUACUCAGAAACCGUAGACCUCAUUAAAUUUAUAAUGUCAUUAAAAUCCUUCUCAGAUGCCUCAGCUCCACAAGAGAAAAUACUUGCUGUUUUAUGCAUGCGUUGCCAAUCCAUUUUGAACAUGGCGAUGUUUCGUUGUAAAAAAGAUAUAGCAAUAAAGUAUUCUCGUGCUCUUAAUGAACACUUCAGCAGUUUUUUCAAAGUUGCCCAGGCACCAUCUCCAUGCGUUGCAAGAAGUACAGGCACACCGUCCCCUCUUUCCCCAAUGCCUUCUUCUGCCAGCUCCAUGGGUUCCCAGUCAAGUGCUGGCAGCGUAGGGAGCAGUGGGAUGCCUGUCACCAUCCAAAACAUGACAUCUUCUUAUGUCACCAUCACUUCCCAUGUCCUUGCCGCCUUUGAUCUUUGGGAACAGGCUGAGGUCCUUAUGAGGAAGAAUAAAGAAUUUUUUGCUCAGCUCAGCACAAGUGUGUGUGCCUUGGCCCUCAACAGCAGUUUGAUGGAUCUGGUGCACUAUACAAGACAGGGUUUUCACCGGCUAAAACAAGCAACCAAAACACCUUAACGGAGGCCCAAGUUGAUUUGAUGGCUUGGGAACUUUUUUGCACAUUGAAAGCCUCAAAAACAGUUCAGACGUUUGUCUCAUCAGGACACCAAACCGAGAAGAGAAGCACCGUGAGAUGGCCAGGACAUUUGUCCACUUAAACUUUCAAGAACUUAAGUGAUCAUUGGUUGGACACGGUGGUUAUGCAGGAGCAGAAUGAGGAGGCUGGCCUCAGAGAUGAUCUUGCCUUUCCUAACUAAAGGACAGAAGUGCAAUGUAGACUUAAGUGGGCGUAUGAGUGGUCUAGAAACAUUUCCAUACUUUUUUUAACCAGCAGGAUGCAAAUUGCAAAUGAAAUGAGGAGAAGCAGUUUCAGCUCUGAGAGCAAGUUCAUGUCAUCUCAGUAGCCACCUUAGUCCAUUCCCAGAAGGAAAUUUUUUAAACAAUGAAUUUUGGUGUAGGGUUUUGUGGAUGAUUUUUUUUUUUCUUUUAAGUUUAGGGGGGAAAUACUUGUUUUGUUUAGUAAAUUCUAAUGGUCAUCUAUAAAGCAUAAGUUGUGAAGGACUCCACUGUACCCCACUUUCUGCCCAUGAACAAUCACUUUGAUAAUACCAAGUAUUGUCAUAAUUUAUAAAAUUGAAGGCAACUACCCCCCCCCCCCCCCCCCGUUCCCAACCCACCUGUUGCCUGGAGUACACCGCACGUUCACCCCAGCUCCAAUUUCUCAGUCACUGCUGCAAGUCCGCCUACACCAGAGCUGCGGAGGGAGGGGCUACCGCACAUCGGGAAGCCAUCUUGAGAUCGCAUGCGCAAUGGAGGACGCGGCGCUGCCAUCCCCACCACCCCGCUUCCGUGAAAGGCAGUCACCAUUGACUAUAUUAUGAAUUUUCUACCUUGGGGAAGAAGGGAACCAACGUUUAUACCUGACCAGAUGAUGGCUAAAGUGCUCUUUAAUGUUUAUUUGAGUAGAGCUGGAAUUUGAGGUGCUGAUCUGUGGUCUACAGUUAUGUGGUAACUCAUGUUGUCUAACCAACUCAGAAUUUUGUCAGCAAAGAAAAAUGAAAUCUACUUCUUAGAGAGGCUAUAUUUUUCUGCUACAAAUUAUUUUAUAUUUAUAGCAAAAAGUAGACUUUCUGAGCCCUUGAUUAUCUAGGGUAAGUCAACUCCCUGAGAGGAUGUGGGGAUUUGGGUGGUUAAUUAGACUUAAAAAAAAAAAAAAAAAAAAGUCACCACAUGCCUUCGCUCCAAAGUGUUCUCAGUCAACUAGAUUUGAUGGAGCUGUGGCCUUCCCAUGUGUUGUUAGUGCCAUGUUAUAGACAUUUAACCAAAUUCAUUUGGAAUGACCUAGAAUGAAAGAACACGAUCAAAAUUCCCACAUAACCAUAAGCACAGAUUUUUUUAAUUAAAACUUUGAAGGUUAUUGGAAGCAUUAUUUUGAGUGCAGUGUUUUUAAAAAGCCAAUUCUUUAUAUCUCUUUUAGAAGUAGAAUUUGCACAUGUACUAAAAUUGAGGAGUGAGUGUUACCUCUGUAGUUGGUUCAUUUUUCACUACCUUUAUCCCAUUCUGCCCCUCUACAUUUUGUUUCCUACCAAGAAUGUUUUGUCAUUUUCGUAUCAUUAAUGAAGAAGGGAGUAAUGAACAGAUUGAAGGUCCAUAUGAGGAAUGUAAGUUUUGGUCUAUCUUUAAGGGGAUGUGUAGAGGAUGGGAGUCAUGAUUAUUUUUCACAUAUGAACUGUUUGUGUGAAGCUGUUCCUUCAGUGUCUUAUCCAACCUAUUUUGUUACCAGUAGCUAGUUCAGAGGUUUAUUACCUCAUGUUUAGGUUAAAGCCGGAGAAUUACGGCAGUAGUAAUACCUGAGCAUAAGAAUUUGAUGUGUGAUUUCGAUGGACAGAUUUCCUUUAUCGAUGUUCUAAAGCACGGCCAUUUAACAAAACUUUUUGUUAAAUGAACAGUAAUUCCCUGGUGGGUUGUGGCAUUGUGUCCAUCUCAUAAAAUGUGGGAGACCAGACACCAGAAUCAGCUUUAUGUGAUUAUUUAAUGCCUUUUUUCCCUUUAUUCACUUGGCCUUCCCCCUCCCUUUUACCCCACCAUUCCCCAGUGCAAGUCACCUGUCAGUUUGGAAGUGUGUGUUUUUUAGGACAGGUUCUGAUCUAUGCAGAUUGUGUUGGAGAGAGAGAGAGAGAGAGAGAGAGAAAUAGUGUGUGGGUGUGUGUGUGAGGGCGUGUGUGGUCUUCCGGUGAAAGACAGUGCUCCUGUGACUGAAGACGUUUCUAAGUCGAUUUCUCAGCCACUUGUAAAAAAAAUAAAUAAAUAAACCUGAUUGCUUUUUCA